Molecule: messenger RNA, 666 nt
Organism: Nicotiana attenuata
Lineage: Eukaryota; Viridiplantae; Streptophyta; Magnoliopsida; Solanales; Solanaceae
Product: mitochondrial import inner membrane translocase subunit TIM44-2-like
Exons: 5
Coding region: 1-666 (221 amino acids)
Biological process (GO): protein import into mitochondrial matrix
Cellular component (GO): mitochondrial inner membrane
Molecular function (GO): protein-folding chaperone binding
Source: RefSeq, a predicted model, not a curated record
AUGGCUAGCAGAAAGGUCGUACGAGAUUGGGUGAGUAUUCGUCCUUAUUGUGUAUUUAAUGAAUUCUCCAAACAGGUUAGAGGCGAAGUCUACAGAAAUCAAGAAUUCCAACAGUCUAUCAAGCAACUGAAGGAGAAAGCUGAGAAGUUGAAAGGGGUGAAAGAAGAUUUUAAAACAAGAAUGAAGCAGACAACUGGGACGCUUUACAAACACGUGGAUGGUAUUUGGACGGAGACUGAAGCUACGACAAAAAAGGUCAAAGAUAGCUUUGGAGUGGGGAAGCAAGAAGUUCGAGGAUCAAUCGGUUACUCAAACACUUCUAGUUCAAAUGCCAAUGGGAGUAGUGAGUCUGCAUCUGCAAAAAAUCAACAGGAACAACAAUCUGGUUCCAGUGAUAGUGCGGAAACAGUUUUUACCAAGGUUAAAUCUGCUGCUUCAUCGAAAGUCUCACCGUUCUUUCAGAAAAUAAAAGAAGCAAAGCCUGUUGACUUUGCAAAUAGGGGCUACGACAUCAUAUUGGACGAGUUGAAAGGUACUCCUCCUGGUACAAGAAAGCACCCAGAGUAUUCUGCGCCCAUACAAGAAACUUCAUCAAACUUUGAGAGGAGCACAAGAACUGAUGUUGUCUUACCAUCAAAGCUUCUUCCCCAUGUGUUUAUUUUAUAG